AUGGCUGGCUGGGGCAAUGUAGGCGUCAUGCCCACCCGCCAAUACUCCUACCGCGUACUUCGUACACCAGAGGGUGCUCUAGGAAGCAAUCAAUCAAUCAAGACAACUAGCAAUAAUGACACGACGGACAAUGCACUACGCACAGGCGAUGCCAUAUCUACUUGUACCUCCUAUAUUCCCCGACUCGCGCUGGCGGCAACUGCAUCGGCGAUCCUCGAUGCCCCCGUCCGCCCGGACUCUCUAGCCCGAUGCAGCCGAAAUGGCCCAAAGGGGGGAUUUACGAGGGCCAAACUCGUCAACGCCGCCAGCCAGCGCCCGAGUUCAACCGCCAGAAAGUCGUUGGUUAGGGGAGAAGAAGACGGGCAAAGCGAUUCCCCCAUUCUGAAAGUGGUAAUUAUUGAGCACCGACUACGGCGAAGUACGAGCUGCGAAGGAAUCGGCUGCCCCGCCACCCAGGUCGCGUCGAAGUCGCGAACAGAGCAGAGAAGCAAGGUCGGGGAGCAAAAAGCAAAAGGAGCACUGCCGGUACCGGUACUUGAGGGCGAACUGCUUCCCUCGUACUACUGCAAGUCAGAAGGUGAUGGCCGCGAUGUAGAUGUACUCAUUGGUCCCAGGGCGGCGGACACGAAGACCGGAAACUCCUCCUAA
This is a messenger RNA of Venustampulla echinocandica, 648 nucleotides long. RefSeq lists its product as uncharacterized. NCBI's taxonomy places the organism in Eukaryota, Fungi, Ascomycota, Leotiomycetes, Helotiales, Pleuroascaceae. Bases 1 to 648 code for a protein of 215 amino acids. The record is from RefSeq and is a predicted model, not a curated record. The transcript is spliced from 4 exons.